Messenger RNA from Anastrepha obliqua, 3531 nucleotides. Its product is annotated as protein Skeletor, isoforms B/C. The transcript has 12 exons. The record is from RefSeq and is a predicted model, not a curated record. Lineage: Eukaryota; Metazoa; Arthropoda; Insecta; Diptera; Tephritidae. Bases 590 to 2863 code for a protein of 757 amino acids.
GUGUGCGUGUGAAUGCAAACAAACAUUUACUAUUACUAUAAUACAACAACAACAACAACAACAACAACAACAACAGAAAUACCAAUAACAACGACUAGUGGCAACAAAUCAAUGAAUACAAAGUUGCCAUCGCAGUCGCCGUCAUCGCCACCGUUACCGUUACCAUCGCUGACGCCGCCAUCAUUAUCAUUAACUCCAUUGCGAGUAUGCAAAGAAGGGCGAGAAGAGAAAGCAAGAGCAGCAAUAUAUAAUAGUUAAAAAAAACCAAGGAAAAAAGUCAGCAACAGAGGCACAAAUAUAUGGGAAUUGCAUUGCAGCAGAAGCAGAAAUUCAUAAUCAACUUUUUUAGCUGCUAACCGCUAGACCAACAACUAGUCCUGCUGCCACAAGCCAUCCUACAAUUAACUCCAAAUCCCCUAACUGUAACUCCUUCUCCUCCUCCUCACUCUCCAACGACUACGCUUGUAAGCCGCCGCGUUAAUAGACUCGGUGAUUUCUGUUCGGUUCGCGAAACUCCAACACUUUAUACGCAUUUCGCUUUUACCGUCGAAUCGUCCAAUUUUUAACGCGAUUCGCCGCGCCUAUCAAAAUGUCGCCCGAGCAUAAAGCGCGCGUACACGCGUUGAAAUCGCUUCGUCAGGGAAUGUGCAAACAAGCAGCAGCAGCAACAGCCGGAUCUAAUGCACACGCAACGAGCACUUCAUCUGCACUGCAUAAGGAUCGCAGCAGAUCUGCAGACCACGCAAUCUCCACACUCAGGGUGUUGCAUAGGCCGAUUGCCUGCACCCUCGUCGGGAUCGUCGUUCUACUUAGCUGCCUCGUACAAAAUGCUUCAGGGCGUGCACCACCAGAGCCCUACUACGGUCGCUACAUCGGACAAUUCACCAACUUCGCACACGGGAUAAGGGGUACCGUUUAUGCAGUCGACGAAUCUACGCUCUUCAUAAAAUCCUUUGCGUAUGACGGCACGGGACCGGAUGCUUUCUUCUGGGUUGGUAAAACUCCACGCCCCAGUCCCGAAGGAUACAUCAUACCAUAUCCAGAAGAGUACGCUGGCAUCGACCCGCCAAUAUUGCAAGCCCACAACAAUACCGACAUCAUACUGCGUCUCCCCAUGGGCAAAAGGAUUAAGGAUAUACGAUGGCUAUCUGUGUGGUGCAGACGAUUUACGGUUGAUUUUGGUGAAGUCUUCAUCCCACCUAAUCUCGAUGUUCCGAAGCCCCGCGUGCUACCGGAGUUCAAGCGUUUAGCGCACGGCCUACGUUCAAGCAACAUAAGCGUUCUGGAUGCCAAAACUUUCUACAUACCAAAUCUGCACUACGAUGGCGCCGGUCCAGAUGCCUAUUUCUGGGUGGGCAAUGGCAGCGAACCCAACAUUAUGGGUGUCAAGGUACCCAAUGAAGUCGGCUCACUUGAGCCCCUGCGUGGUUAUCAAGGCGAAGAUAUCGAAAUCCAGCUACCCGGCUCGUUGACCGUAUACGACAUCGAUUGGCUAUCGGUUUGGUGUGUGGAGUAUAGACAUAAUUUUGGACACGUUUUCAUACCCAAAGAUUUGGAUGUGCCACCAGCGUUGGGUCAAACUAAAAUAACGACCACCACAACGCCACGCCCCGUUUACGCCAACUGCCGUGAAAUCAUACCCAACAAGUUGCAAGUCAAAUGGGAGUUGCAAGGUGAAUACAUACAAAUCGAGCUAUUCGGACGUAUUGGCGAGGAUCAGUACAUGGCUUUUGGUCUAUCCGGCGCAAAUGGACGCGCUCAAAUGUCGCAAUCCGAUGUGGUUGUUGCUUUCUACGAUACCACCGCACGCGUUUUCCGCGCCGAAGACUACUUCAUUUCCGAUUUGUCGCAAUGCGAUGGUCAACAUGGCGCCUGUCCCGACGAACGCAUCGGUGGACGCAAUGAUGUUGUCGUUUUGAGCGGCGAUCGUAAGAAUGGCGUGACCAGCAUUCGCUAUAAGCGUCUGAUACAAACCAAUGAACCAGUUUAUGAUUUUGCUAUACCGAUCGAGCGUGAGGUUUCUGUGAUCGCUGCGAUCGGCCCGUUGAACAGUCGCAAGGAGGCGAAUGCGCAUUCACACACCGGUACCGACCACACCGUCGACGACGUGCGCAUUAAUUUCUCAUCGCGGAACGAUCACUCUUGUAAGAAUUCACUGUACAGUCUUAAAGACGAGAGCGGUCCAACACCUUGGCCCACACGCAAAAUCGAUAACGCGACUGUGUUUACGGCACGUAUUGGUCCCACGGGCGGCAAGCGUGGUUAUACGCCAAUUACUGGCAUCCCGUCUUGGGGUAUUUCUUGGUACUUGAACGAUCAACUGAUACCAGAGAUAACGGUACAGCGUGGAAAAACUUAUGAGUUCCAUAUCGAGGGCGGUGAUAACCCCGCACAACCAGCCAGAUACCAUCCAUUCUACAUUACCGACUCACCGGAAGGUGGUCUAGGACAAAAGACUGGUCUUGAAUUAAGCAAACAAAAGACUUAUGCUGGUGUGGAGUUCGAUGAGGAUGGUAAUCCAAUACCGACAGCGGUUGGUCGCUACUGUGAAUGGGUGCAUCGCACUGUUGAUCGUUCAGCCGAGAUCGAAACCUUUGAGGAGUAUAUGAAGACCGUAAUGCUGGAGUGUGAAGAGGGUGAGCCGGGCUAUAUGAAUUGGACAGUACCAUUGGAUGCGCCGGAUCUGUUGUAUUAUCAGUGUUUCACGCAUCAAAAUCUUGGCUGGAAGAUACACGUAAUCGACGCCAAGGACUCAUCAGCUGCGCUACAAUUCACCAUCACAAACGCGUUUGUGUACACAAUUACCGCACUUUUUGGCCUGGUUGUGACGCAAAAUAUUUUCAGUUUGUCCAUAAAUGCCUGAUAGUGGACGAUUUAAAACAGAAAUUUGUAAAUUUUUUAAACGCCAAGCGAAAAAUGUUGCAUGGGCCAAGCGAAAUGCGCAAAAUGAGGAGAAAAAAAUGAAUAGUAAUUAAAUUUUAAAUUCGAUUAAACUAUGCAAUUUGAAUUCCAUUUACGUGUACGAAAACAUAUCUCUCAAAGUAGAAGCAUAUCCAAGAAGAGCGCAUAUCGGGACUUUUGAAAAUCCACAUUGUCAUAAAUAAAUAAAGCAUAUCCCUACUAAAACCAACGCCAAGGCAACAAAAGUGAUUUAAAUUGGAAAAAAUAGAAAAAUAUAAAAAUAGAAAAAUAAUUAAAGAAAUGCUUUUGAAUUGUUAAUCCAACAUUUUAGGUGUUUAGAAAUUGAUUUACUAGGAACAAAAAUACAAAAUCCAAAAAUAAAAAAUUAAAAAUAAUAGACUAACGGCAUCUUAAGAAGAAAACAAACCUCACCUGAUAACAAAUUCAAACCAUUUUUGCGUGCUUUGUUUUGCCCAUUCGCAUUCUCGCUUCAAAAGUUUCAACAAACUGAAAGUUUUGCAAACCAAACAACCAGGCUAAUAUCAUCUAAAAACAUAUCUUGACAAUAAUUUUAAGACAACAAAUAUAGGAAACAAGAAAAAUAGGUAAAACAAAAACAAAAACAAAAAC